Myiozetetes cayanensis is the source of this 5707-nucleotide messenger RNA. RefSeq names its product TAFA chemokine like family member 2 (gene TAFA2). The record is from RefSeq and is a predicted model, not a curated record. The coding region runs from base 874 to 1326 and encodes 150 amino acids. Gene Ontology annotation, molecular function: receptor ligand activity. Lineage: Eukaryota; Metazoa; Chordata; Aves; Passeriformes; Tyrannidae. The transcript is spliced from 7 exons.
GGGGACCUAGUGCCUCGUAAAGGGCUAGGGAGGAGAGCACCGAGUGGCCGGAUAAAUACGGGGGAGGAGAGGGGCGUCUCCCCCUCUUCCCACCCCUCCCAUCUCCCCCGCCGCGCAGGGCGCGCUUGGAGCUCCCUCUGCUUGUUCGGGCGCCCGGAGCGGCUCCGCGCCCUGGUGCGGUGAGCGCAGGCUGGGCACAGGAGGCUGCUGCUGAAGGUGAAGCUCUCGCUCUCCAAGUACUUUUCCCAAGAGGGAGAAGGAGGCUGCAGGAGGGGGAAGUCGUGCUGUGUGUGGACCGCAACACCAAUCAGAGAUGCUCUAACGGAGGAACUGCUGCAGGACGCGCCGGCUUCUCCUCCUUCCUAUGCCGGUGGGGCUCAAUCGGGACCGCGCGCAGCUGGCGAAGGAGCCAGAGGCACACCGGGCUGCAGGACUUCCUCAUCCUCCACUUUUUGAAUAGCUCAACCAUACUUCGUCCUCUUUUAUUUUUUAUUUUUAAUUUUUUUUAUAUAUACUCUGAAAUCGCGCACGAGAAACACUUCAAGUCUUCCCUCUCUUGUCAGUUCCUUCACCCUUCCUCUAGCAUCUCUUAGCCAGAUUUCUGGUGUAUUGCCGGGGGGGGAGGUGGGGGUAGACCCGGGCCCCGCGGACGGCCGCUGCCCCAGCCCGGCCGAGCCGAGGGGAGCGGAGCCGAGCGGAGCAGGCACGGUGCCGCUCCGUGCCCCCGGGCGCUGGCGGGGCGCGGGGCGUGUGCCGGAGAUGCCCGAGUGGUAAAGCUGGAGCUCCCCCCGGACUGGAGGCGGCCGAUCAUUAGGCAUUUCUAGCAAGAAUCGGGACAGCAGCUUUGGCGUAUGUGGCAUUAUCGAAGGCUGUAUGGAUCAUAGCGAGGGAGAGGUUCUGCAGAAACAAAGGAUGAAUAAGAGAUACUUACAGAAAGCAACAAAAGGAAAACUGCUAAUAAUAAUAUUUGUUGUAACGCUGUGGGGGAAAUUAGCGUCUGGGGCAAAUCAUCAUAAAGCUCACCAUGUUAAAACUGGGACCUGUGAAGUGGUGGCACUUCACAGAUGUUGCAAUAAGAACAAGAUAGAAGAAAGAUCACAGACGGUGAAGUGUUCCUGCUUCCCCGGGCAGGUAGCAGGUACCACCCGGGCAGCUCCUUCUUGUGUUGAUGCUUCAAUCGUGGAGCAGAAAUGGUGGUGCCACAUGCAACCAUGUCUUGAAGGGGAGGAAUGUAAAGUUCUUCCAGAUCGUAAGGGGUGGAGCUGUUCCUCUGGGAAUAAAGUGAAAACAACUAGGCUGUGGCAGUAUUCGUGGAGCCAAAUGUGAGUCCACUCCCUCAAAAUGCCAGCAGCGGAAACUGGUAAGCAAGUGGGGAAAAAUCACCAGAGGGAUCUCUGAAGCUUGGGACAAAGGCAGAAAACACAUCAGUACUGCACUAACAGAGCAGCAGGUACCCUUAUAUAGAAGAUAAAAUUACAGGUAAGGAAAUAAUUUACAUUUCUAUUUUGGUCUUCUCCACAUAGCUUGUUACUCUCCACUCAAAAUCCUAGGAAAAAAUACCCACAGCAUAAACAUUUGAAGACGUAAAAGAUAUCAGACAUGAUUAAUUUAGAAUGCCUGAGUUUUUUAGUGGGAAUAAUGUGAAGUUCAAUCUUACCCAAUUUCUGGGGAAAUACAUUAAAAGAUGAAAAUCCUUUGUACCUGGAAGGCAAUUUUAAACCUCAAUCUAGUUUUAAAGCAAGGCUGGUUUUGUAUUUCUUUUUAAUUUGUUUUGCUUUUUCAUAUUUAAAAUAUAAACAAAGUUUGUUAUAGGUUUUCCUUUCCAAACAAAAACAAGUCUAGGCUUUUUUGUAGGUAAGUGAAGUCAGAUAAAGCCAAAACCAGAUGGACUCUGUUCCCAUCCCUCCAUCUCCUUUUACUUUCUUACAGUUGAAAGAGGAGCACGACUCUUUAUUAUGCUUCAGUUUCCUCAUAUGGAGAAAGGAAGGAGGUUGUUUUAUCUCCCACUUGGGAUGAUGAGGUAGAAUAAGUGGUAUAGAAGUAAAUUUCAUUUAUUUAAUUAAUUGUCUUGCAGUCUUUAAUGCCGCCAUGCUGCAGUCCCUCUAUGGAGUUGCGAUCACUGCAAAAACCUCAAGAGGAUAUAUCCUUGUCUGAAUUGCUACAGUUAUUAUCUGUUACAGAAAGUAAAAUAAGGUUUAUGUUUAAGUCUUCUUUUAAUAUAAAACUCUUGUCUGCAAAGGAAAUAUUUUGUUAAAUUAAAACAAUUCUACCAUAAACUUAAUUUCUCUGCUGAGUUACAGAAACAUUGAGAAAGUUAAGGUAUGUGCAUUGUAGUGGCAUAACCUUUUGGAAGACAAUAAUAAUGAAGCACAUUGGAAAGACUAAUGAAUUGAAUUUAGCCUUGACAUAACUCAUAUGUCUUCAUCAACUAUUCACUAUUACAAUUGUCCCAGUGAGCUGUACCAAUUAAUUUUAUUUUGUAAACUAUCCAGUUCAAGGAAAUAUGAAAACAGAACUGUAUUCAUUUGUUUCCUAGCAUUUAAAUGUUUAGACAUUUUAUUUCAGCAAGAAGUUAUUAAAGCUAUGAGUUUAAUCUUGUAGUGUAUAUUUCUAAUGAUCCUGCAACAUGAUAUUUAAGUUAAAAAUCCUAAAGAAAAAAAAAAAAAGAAGAAACUUAAAGAAAUUUUGGUGAUCUUUUGAGAUUCUAUGCAACCCUUUUCAGAAGCAAUCAUUAUCAGCAGUCCAAAAUCUACCUCAACUAUCUAGAUAAGGAAGUAUCUGUCUGAAUUGAAUAUUGUCUUUUGAAAUGUGUCAUCUGUUAUUUUAUGGUGUUUCCUGUAACCUUCUAACUGUAGAAAUGUCUGUAGUAAAGUUCUCCUCAGUUCAGACUAAACUUUUGGGGUUUUUUUUGGUUCGGUUUUUUUCCCAUUUGUUUUGGUUUGAUUCACUUUUACUUUAAACAUUUAUUAUAAGAACACACUCAUGUCUUUCAUUUUAAAGGAAUUGUAUUCUGAGUUCAUGACUCUUUUCUUUAUUACAGGUCUAUCCAUGGACUUAUUCUCAAAGAACUUUUCAAUUACUGUUUUGUCAUACUUAAAUAUUUCUGAUAUACUUUCAAACAUGAGUCUAAUAUAUAAGUUUCUAUUGCUUUUUGAUGACAAAUAAGAGUUUGAAUUUGAAUACGUUUGGAUAUUUUUAAGACCAUGCACUUUUCAUAAAAGAAUUUGCUCUGAUUCUGAAAUGUUUUUUUCCUGUUAUUUUGGACUUUUCCUUGUAAUUUAAAAGUUUCUAUUUAUCCCAGUUUUGUUUUCUGUAUAACUAAUGUCAUAAGAGUGUACUAGUUGACAUGUGUUUGUUUCUUAGGCAAACGUGUAAAACUCCUCAAGUCCGAAUGGAGAAGUAGAGAAAGGAGGUUUCUGCUGUGCCUGAUGACAAUAUUUGUUUUUUCCACACAAAAAAUAUUUGGCUCCAUGUUGGAGCACUAGUUGUGAUGAAUCCUAGUCUUGGUCGGAUUCUAAGGAAGGGCCAGAACGUUCGUUGAGGAAUAAAGAGUCAAACCACUCCAGAAAAUGUGUUCCAGCCCUCGUUUAUUACUCACAGAGCAGCAGGUAACCCGAUAGCUAAAGACAAAUCAAGUCAGUCUCAAGGCUGAUAACCUUAAAUACAACAUGUGGGAAUUUCAUUCUUCCAGGCAAUCCUUGAAGUGAAAUUUUAUACUGCUGGGGUGUAUCCUUCAGAAUCAAUUGUUUCAAUGAGAACCUGGCUUGCAAUCAGCAACAGCCUUGAGAUCAAAACUACUGGAAAGUCGUUUUGAACUUCUGUGUCACAAAGAUUUCAACUGAUUGAACUGUGUACACUUGUAAAAUUGUACUUGCUAAGGAAUUUGCAGCUGUAAUCACACGCUGAUACUCUAAAGGUGCAGAAAAGCAGUUCUUCGUUGCAGACCAGUAGCUUUUCAUCUUUAUGAAGUCGACCUCCAAAAUGUAUUGGAUCCUUCCCUCUAAAAUGAUCCCUGGUCCAUUUUCAGAUUACUGGUGGGACUGCACACUGCUUUAAUUAAAUUUCUGUUGCAGAAAUGGUCCUCUGGCAUGGCGCAGUUUUAGGCAUUUUUAUUUGUGUUCUAAUCUUGCAGCUCUGAAAGGUACAUAUUUUAACACCUUGAAGUUACUUUUGUUAUAGGAAUGGAAUUAUAUAUCCAUUGUUAAUAAUUAUUGUUGACAAGUAAUAGUUAUCUGAAUAUACCAGUCAUAUUAGAUUGUAUAGUCAGGUUGACAUGUUUUCCUAAGGCUAACCAACUACUGCAGCUUAACAGUUAAAAAAAGUAGUGGUCAAAACUCAAUUACCACCUCUAUUAUAAAGCAUUUUAUACCUAUAAGAUAAACAUUUGCAUUUAGUUUGAAGGAGAUGGGUGUUCCUGAUAUGUACUUUACUUUCCUAACCUUUAAUUCAUUUAAGUUCAUGGUAAUCAGUCAAUGACAGUAUUUCAUCUCUUUUUUGUAAAGGUAGGCAGGGAUGUAAAUGAGUUUUACAAUUAUGAAAUUGGAUGGUAAUCAUUCAGAAUUUUGUCUUUUUAUUAAAAAAUAAAAUCUCUUGCUUGAACCUAAGUACUGAUGGUUGCUUAUGUAGAUAUCUGUUUAGUCUGUUUGCUAUAAACGAAAAAAAGUCUUAGUGCCCUCCCAGAUUUACACUUCAUGAGUAUUUUGCUUGCUUACAGUCAUCCAAUUCAGAUCUGAUCCUUUCCAAAAUUUCUUUUUUUUUUUUGGUAGCAAUUUUUGAACUUUGUAAUGUGCUGUUACAUGAAAAAAAUCCUCAAUAUUUAAAGGCCUUAAGCAUCUCUGAGCUUUUUUCUAAGUUAUUACAGAAUGUAUAAUUUUAUGCUCCAUUUAAUAUAUAUUGUACCAUCUGUACUGUUGAUACAACAGAAAUUUGGCAGUUCCUUUUAGGAACACUGCAUAAACAAGCUGACCAGAGAGGGUAAGGGAAUUUUGACUUUAUGCUUUGGUGAAUUGAAAGCCACACACACAGUGGUAGUAAAAAAUACAUAGGGGUAAGCUUAUGAGUGGUUACCAGACUUGCAAAAACAAACAAACAAACAAACAACAACAUAAAACAGAAGAGGGAAAAUAUUUUAUCAUUACAAGCCAUUGACAUGGUUAGUUUAGUUAUACAUUAGGUUCCAUGAUAGAUGAACACCCUGGAGUGCUCUGCCUGUCACAGUAGCCCCUGCUGUUCCAAAACCAUUUGAUUACCUCUGCUGUAUUACUGCACAGGAGAGCUUAAAUAAAAUAAAUGACUGUUGGGAAUAAAAUUGAGAAGUAUAUUCUGUCAUUCUGCUGAGAAGUAAUAAAAAAUUGUUGGCAGGAAAAAAUCUUAUUUUCUGAUUAAAAUUUAAUUAGAAUAAACUGUAGCAGCAGCUAGGUAUAUCAGUAUUUUAGAAUGGAUUAGUAUUGUAUGGAUUUGUGCUAACAAGUUCUGGACAGAAGGUAGCAUCUUAAAGAGAUUGUCUGGGACAGUGCAAAAUAUAAAUGUGCUGUUUUGUAGAGUUUGAAUAUGGCCUCUUUUUGGCCAAAAAUCUAUAUCAUGCUUCUAAAUAUAUGUUUUCUUUGUUUCCUUGUUCUUAAACCAAUGCUGAAAGUACUGUAUUAUAUACAAGUGUAACACAUGCAUAUCAAUAAAUAAAAAUAAAUGGAUUUUCAAAUAUAUUGAA